GACAUGGAAAUCAAGUCUCGUCUCGUCCCGGCAGCUACAGAAAUGGGGAAAUACGCUUCGCUGGGGUCGGCGGUAACCGGUUUUGUGGGCGUAGUGGCAGGUACAGCACUUGAAGCCAGUGUAACUUUCACUGUGACAAGUGGCGCUUUUGCUGUCGCUGGGGCUGUGGGCGCCUCGGCAACUGUGGAUCCUGAUAAUACGGACGAGAUUCGAAAUGCAGUAGGUCAACUCGAAGCACGCAUCCUUUGUGGCGUUGUUGCGUGGCAAAAGUUAUCUGCGCUCUUCAAACGCCUUAUAGAAGGAAUCCCGCCACCCGAUGCAGGAGCCUUCAUUAAAGCAUACAAGAAGCAUUUCUGGGAUGGCCAUGAUGCCUUUCGUGAUUUCGUCGGGAGAGAAAUCAUCAAUAUGCCCGUCUAUCGGGAGGUUAAAGCAGGUUUCCCCAGUCUUCAUUAUUACCUGCAACCCGCCAUGCUGUUUCCAGGUAAAUCCGAUCCACACUCGUGGAUUCUGAUUCAUUCCUACACUUCAUAUAAUGACGAUGGCUGGACUCAACCUCAAACCGCAUGGAUAGCAGGAGCAAAUGGGCAAGGUUACGCGAAAUGCGAGACUUAUUCACCUGCAGAGCGCGAAAUCUGGGCAGAGUACGUCGAAGGGUUCUCAAGUUCAUUGCGACGCCGAAAUCGCAAUGAGUGGCUCCGAGCCAUGCGCAAUAUCGUCCUCGAAAUGGGAUCCCAGCAACAAGCCGAUGCCAGGCGACACCUCGGGGAUGAUCAUUGGGAGGCAAUGGUGCUGCUCGACAUACCGCGCUGGUACUGGCACUUGUGGGAUUUGGCCCCCGUUGAAGUCUCAUCGCCGUGCAAUGCAUGUCGCGCGUCUAAACACCUUGUCAUUACACUCCCAACGCCGCCGCCAAUGAGGGCGAACAAGAAGCGGACCCGCGCUGACUCCGUCGAAGAAGACGAGGACUUCGACCCUAUUACUGACCCGAAGGUAAAACGGGAAGGAGACAAUCAGAAGAAACGCAAAGUGGAUUCGGAAGCGGACAAGUGGGACUCGAACUUCGUCAAGCGCCUCGAGCUUCAGCUGGAGGUAAGGGAACGACAGGUUGCUGGUCUCUUGGAAGAAAACAAUAGGGUCAAGCAAUGCUACGAUGAAUCAAGGAAUAAUAUUAUACUGCUACGACGAGAGAUUUCACAGCAGAAACUUCGUGCAGGUGAAUUGGAAAGUAAAGUCAAGCACGCAGAAGAAUUGGGUGGGAUAAAGCCUCCCCGGAGCAGGAACUGGAGGUGUUGA
This is a messenger RNA of Guyanagaster necrorhizus, 1293 nucleotides long. RefSeq lists its product as uncharacterized. Lineage: Eukaryota; Fungi; Basidiomycota; Agaricomycetes; Agaricales; Physalacriaceae. The transcript is spliced from 7 exons. The record is from RefSeq and is a predicted model, not a curated record. The coding region runs from base 4 to 1293 and encodes 429 amino acids.